Messenger RNA from Fomitiporia mediterranea MF3/22, 249 nucleotides. RefSeq lists its product as uncharacterized. NCBI's taxonomy places the organism in Eukaryota, Fungi, Basidiomycota, Agaricomycetes, Hymenochaetales, Hymenochaetaceae. The coding region runs from base 1 to 249 and encodes 82 amino acids. The transcript has 2 exons. The record is from RefSeq and is a predicted model, not a curated record.
AUGUCGAAAGAAGCACUGAUUAUGCCGUCCAACGUGGUCGAGAAUCAUCUCGGUAAAGCGAAGAAAGAUGCAUUGUAUCUCACUGUUCAGAGGUCAAGGGUAACAGAGCAACAAACGAGGAUGCCAAUUAUUAUUUUAGGACACGUCUGGAUAACACGAUAUAAUAUUGUGUUCGACGAAGCAGGGUCGAGGGUCGGGCUUGAGGAGAUCGCGGGGAAGACUGACUAUGCUUGGGACAUAUUGCGUUAA